CCCAAACCCUCUCGCUCGCGCCCGUCCCUCCCCAAAAACCCAUGGCCGAAUCGAGAGUCCUCGUCGCUGCCAUUCUUCUCGAAUCUGACAUAGGUGGUUUCUUCCUCAGGGCUGAGAGAAGAAGCAUAUACCUACAACCAUGACAAUGGCUGCCAUGGCUGAAGAUGAAGAGGACGAGCGUGACAAGGUUUAUAAGGCCAUGCGUGGAGGCAGAAGAAACCCGAUUGGGAUGAAUCGAAGAUUAUACACAGUGCCGGUGCUGGACAGAGCAUCCAUGGCUGCCUCCAUCGAUAACACAGAAGAUGAUCAAUCUACAUUUGCAAGGCCACAUACUGAAGAUCUUAGCCUGGUCAGGAGUUCAUCCAAAGCUAUUGAAUGCACCUUAGAUAGCAACAUGCAGACAUCUAAUAAUCGUCUCAUUGAAUAUUCAAGUCCUGUCAAGGUUUCACUACCUGUUGGAGGUGGCAAUAGUGAGGAGAUACCAACGGUAAUUAUUAAAGAUGGGAGUCCAUUCAAACUCAUACAGGAUUAUGCUUCUGAUGAUAGUGCUGACGAUGAUAAAGGCACGUGCCUAGAAGAUGUCAGCCCCGUAAGGGUUUCGCCACCAGUUACACAGGAUAUCUCAUGUGUGAAUGAAGAUAAGAGGAAUGAUAUGGAUUCAGAUUUAGAUGUAAAGAAUGUUUCCACAACUGAAAUAGGAUUCAAUAUUGCCACUGGGUUGACAGAAGCUGCCCAAAAUUUAGAAGCACAUUAG
Messenger RNA from Magnolia sinica, 754 nucleotides. RefSeq lists its product as uncharacterized. The record is from RefSeq and is a predicted model, not a curated record. The coding region runs from base 140 to 754 and encodes 204 amino acids. NCBI's taxonomy places the organism in Eukaryota, Viridiplantae, Streptophyta, Magnoliopsida, Magnoliales, Magnoliaceae. The transcript is spliced from 2 exons.